Messenger RNA from Arvicanthis niloticus (Nile rat), 5831 nucleotides. The record is from RefSeq and is a predicted model, not a curated record. Lineage: Eukaryota; Metazoa; Chordata; Mammalia; Rodentia; Muridae.
CACAGGCGCCGGAGCUCCGUCGGCUCAGAGCAGGGGGUCGGGUCGCGGAGAGAGUGAGAAGCUCCGCGGCCGCCACCCCGCGCCCUCGCAGCGCCUUCGCGCGGACGAAACGGCUACCAAGAAGUAGAUGCCCAGACGUAAUGGUGAGGAACUAGACCAUGUGUCAUGGAAUAAGAUGUGGUAUAGCGUCCAUCCAGAUAAGUUAAGGUAACAAACGAAGACGUCAUAUUUUGAAAUAUGAUUAAUCUCCUGAUGCAGCGUCAGAAGCUAACAAUCUUAAUGGACAGAUCUAGUGCUCACAUGGUCUUCUGAAGAAGCCAUGGGUAGCUGUUGUAGCUGUCCAGAUAAAGACACUGUCCCAGAUAACCAUCGGAACAAGUUUAAGGUCAUUAAUGUGGAUGACGAUGGGAAUGAGCUAGGCUCUGGUGUGAUGGAGCUUACAGACACGGAGCUGAUUCUAUACACCCGGAAACGGGACUCGGUAAAAUGGCACUACCUCUGCCUACGACGAUAUGGCUAUGACUCAAAUCUAUUUUCUUUUGAAAGUGGCCGAAGGUGUCAAACUGGACAAGGAAUUUUUGCUUUUAAAUGUGCCCGUGCAGAAGAAUUAUUUAACAUGUUGCAAGAGAUUAUGCAAAAUAAUAGUAUAAAUGUGGUGGAAGAGCCAGUUGUAGAAAGGAGUAGUCACCAGACAGAGUUGGAAGUCCCUAGAACACCUCGAACACCUACAACUCCAGGGCUUGGUGCUCAGAACUUACCUAAUGGGUAUCCCCGCUACCCCUCGUUUGGAGAUGCUUCAUCCCACCCCUCAAGCCGGCACCCUUCUGUGGGAAGUGCUCGCUUACCUUCAGUCGGCGAAGAAUCCACACACCCUUUGCUCGUGGCUGAGGAACAAGUACAUACUUAUGUUAACACUACAGGUGUGCAAGAAGAGCGAAAAAACCGAGCAAGUGUGCAUGUCCCCGCAGAGGCAAGGGUUUCUAAUGCUGAAAGCAACACACCGAAAGAAGAGCUGAGUAACACUGAAGACAGGGACCCUCAAGUGCUUCUUAAGCCUGAAGGAGUCAAGUUUGUUUUAGGACCAACUCCUGUUCAGAAGCAGUUAAUGGAAAAGGAGAGACUGGAGCAACUUGGAAAAGACCCAGUCAGUGGGAGUGGUGCGAGUAGCACAGAAUGGGACACUGGCUAUGACAGUGAUGAACGCAGAGAUGUGCCCCCUGUCAACAAACUGGUGUAUGAGAAUAUAAACGGGCUAUCUAUCCCUGGUGCCUCAGGGGUCAGGAGAGGUCGUCUUACAUCUACCAGCACCUCGGACACCCAGAAUAUCAACAACUCAGCGCAGAGAAGACCUGCGCUAUUAAACUAUGAGAACUUACCGUCUUUGUCUCCUGUUUGGGAAGCCCGCAAGCUCAGUAGGGAUGAAGAUGACAGUUUAGGACCAAAGACCCCAUCUCUAAAUGGUUACCAUAGUAAUCUAGACCCAAUGCACAACUAUGUUAACACAGAGAAUGUAACAGUGCCGGCAAGUGCUCACAAAAUAGACUAUUCAAGGCGUAGGGAUUGUACACCAACAGUCUUUAACUUUGAUAUCAGGCGCCCCAGUUUAGAACAUAGGCAACUCAAUUAUAUACAGGUGGAUUUGGAAGGGGGCAGUGACUCUGACAACCCUCAGACUCCAAAAACACCGACCACUCCCCUCCCACAAACCCCCACCCGGCGCACAGAGCUGUACGCUGUCAUAGACAUUGAGAGAACUGCUGCUAUGUCCAACUUGCAGAAAGCACUGCCGCGAGACGACGGUACCUCCAGGAAGACUAGACACAACAGUACUGACCUGCCCAUGUGAGCCCGGCAAGCACUGCGUCGCACCUUCGUGAAGGUUUUCAAAGUGAAGAUGCAAUGCUUCCUUUUCAUUUCUACACUAACUCCUUUUAUAGACUGUCUUUUUUUUUUUCUGAAUAUUUCAUGUGCAUCAUUAAAGGGAAUUAAUGCAGAGCAGGUACUCCUUACAGAACACUAAUCUCAUGAUAGUCUACUCAUUGUACAGCAGCACCCCCAGUUUCACAGUGCCUAUUUAACAGGAGAAUUGAAGUCGGUGCUGUGCUGGUGGAUUUGUACUCAGUAUUCUGGGGGUAUGCACAGCCUUCAUGACUAAGUCGUGGUUGGCAUUUGAACCCUUGAUAACGUCUCUUGAGAAUGUGCAUUGCUAACAUAACGCUAGGCCCCAGAGGAAUUCUGGUAGAUGACUGUCCACAGGGUACGGUCUCCAGCAUGGGACAUGAGGAUUUUAUUUUGUUAGUUAAAGGCUUUUUGACUUGGGCCAAAUUUGUGUAAAAGUAACAAAGAGAACCACACUUCCUCUUAUACUAGCCAGCUCCUCCGUGUCUCUUCGGUGUACUAGAAAGAGUCCAGGCUUGUAAUGAUAGUUAUGUGAUGGAAAGCAGACAGGAGACGGCUCUGUGCCCUCACCUCCUGGUGUCAUUUGAAGGGCGUGUCCAGAUAGCAUUUUAUUCAAGAGUUAUGAUGGGUUUAGGAAUCAGUCUCAGGUCACUUUACAGAAAACAUUUGAAAGUCUACACCAUGAUCUCUUGGUGUUUCUUUGUGAUAGACUGUAUCGACAGCACACUGUUUCUGGACACAUUUGUAACAUUAAAUCCCCAUUGAGCUUCAGGUUUUCUUCCCUUUGGUCUUUGGGUUGUCUUACCUGUUAUGUAAUCUUUUUCAAUUUACAAUACAAUGUUUGUGUAUGGUUUUGGAAUGGGCUUGUGUGUUUGCUGUUUCUUCUUAGUCUGCAUUUUUCUCCUUAUGGUCUUGAAGGUCCAUUUGGAGCUGACCGUUGUUCUCUACCAGGGUUGCCCGUGUCCAGUAUUUAUUUAUCUGCUGUUUACUUUUCAAGAUGAUGAAAAAAGCAUCGUUUGGAUUUUAAAUUUCAUUUGUGUCCAGGGUGAUCUCUUUAGUAGCUAAGAAGAAAAGGAAGAUACUCUUAAAUAUGUGAGUCCCGGAAGGUCCUGUCCUCUCUGGGGUGCCCUGCGCAGCACUUUAGCAGAGGUUGUCUCAGCUCCACGGCUGCAGGCCCGCUCUGCCUGCUCUGCUGUCCGCUCACGUGGAGCUGGGCUCUUAUCCCGUGAUGUUGGUGAGCUGUUGACAUUGUUGCCAGCGUAGCGGGUACAGGGACGCUUUGAAGCAGUGCGAUUAUGUCAUAAUUGAGGAUGUGAAGUAAAUAAGGUUCAUAUAAACUGAUGAGAUCCCAGAUUUUGAACUCUUGGAAGUCAAGAACACUCCCAAGCCAUUGUAUAAUAAAGAGAAGGGAAGAGUGAAAGGACAGGCAGCCUUACAAAAGAGUUUACUUUUUUUUCUCUAAAGUUGAGGAAGUUUCAUAUUAGAUCUGGAUAUACCAGAUGUGACUGAGGUGGAUUUAACAAGAAACAGUUUCAGUCAUCCGGUAUUCAGUACAUUUAGGAGCUCGUCGCAGAACAGGGACUGGAUUAACAGAGGAGUAGCUUGGGGCCAUGAUACGUAAAUCAUCACGUGUGCUCAUCCUCAGUGCCAUUGGUUUGUAGCAUAGCAGACAUUUCUUUGUCCUUGUCCCUCUGUGAACUAAAGUGUUCGCUGUUCUCUUCAGCUGUGCAAUUUCCAUGUUCAGUACACUAUGCCAUUUGUCCUUCCUUCUGAGUACCUUGCUAAUUGUGCCAAAUUUCAGUGGUGGUUUUUGUGACGUGGGGUAAGGAUGCUGAUGGGAAAACCCCCAUUUCCUCUGUAUGUCUGAGCAGUCUGGACGGAAGUAAGUCUCCACCUCAGAGGGCAGGUCUGCUUGGUCGUCUCCACGCUGGGGGCUUUCUUUCCUAGUACACUUUACUUUUCCCUUUAGAUUUGAAUUAGAUUUUACAUUUUUAGCUGACUAAUAUCAUCAUUACAGCAUAUGCUUUAAGUAGUACAUGACUUAAGAAUGCAAAUGGGACCAAUUUGUCUGCUAAGCAUUUGAUUUUAGGGGACAGUGUGACUAUUAGGAAGAAGUAUAACAGGUGUGUUCAUUUCUAGACGUCUUCUGGAAACCACCUUUGUUUCUGUUUAAUCAGUCAUGUAGAACACCUGUAUCCUUUACGGUCGUCUCCUGAUGGGCAUUAAGCUCUGUCUUGGAAGAAUGUGCCUGUUACUAGUUGGUGAAUAUUAGAGUGAGAUUCUUUAAUGGCACAUAUUUGUAGUCAUAUGUUUCAGAUUUUCUGAAGCAAACAAUUUUAGAUAAUUGGGUUUGUUGAUCAGACCAUGUCACCCCACUUUUUGGUUUUGGAAAUAUAAUCCUUGCUUCUUUGUUCUCUCCCCAAAUAAAAUCCUUUUUUAGUUCAUAUAGAUCCUAUUUUUUUUUUUUUCCAGACCAGGGCUGGAGACUGAUAAGAGUAUAACUAGUGUUUUCUGAAGGUUGUGUUCCCCAGUUUCAUCUUCCUUUGAAAAGUGAGAAUAUGGUGCCUUCCCUCCCUCCUUCCAAGAAGGUUUGCAAAUUGUUCCUGUAUCCCCCCGCUGCUGUGGAGUGAUGAGACAUGCACUUUACUCUUGAAGAUUCAGCAAAAAGCUUUUCACUUCUCAUUAUAUUCAGAAUAGACCACAUUUCGGACUUCAGAAACUUUGCCAAACAGUCUUUGUCAUUACAGAUAUUAAUGUUGCCCCUUCUGCCUGCACCUCGUACUGUGUUAUAAGUCAAACUGGCAUUUGUUUAUGCUCCCCACUGCACCCACCCUGAAUCUGUGGCACAGCAUAUAAAAAUGUACCUCACUGAAGUUCUAUUAAAAAUGGACAGGGGCCUUACGUUUUCAUAAUUUCCCAGCAAUGUGCCACCAUGUAUUUGCCUCAAGGCAAAGGCUUAACAAGCUAACAAGUACUUCCUCGUUCCCCUGUGCUGUUUUCUACCCACAUACCCAAGUGUUUGUGCAAUGUGUAGUGUGUAUGUAUAAGUAUAUAUAUAUAUAUAUUCUUUAGAGACAUCAUUCAGAAGUAAUGUAUUGGCAUCUCAUUCAUAUUUCUGAUGUGAAGUAUAUGGUACUAUUUACUUUUUCCUUAAUGUUUGCCAAAUUUGAAUCAAGGCAUUGGUACGAAAUUACAGCAUGUGAAGAGUUAACCUGAAAUCCUUUCCCCUGUCAGUGUGCUCCACGCAGACCAGCACACUGCCGUCUCGCUGCCCGCUUCCCAUCCCUGUGUCCUCGAUCUUCAGGGUGUAACACAAUUCUUUCAUAGCAUCCUAUCGUUGCAAUUCUCUGGCAGUUGGACAAUGACAACGUGGAAACAGGCUGGUAUAGAUAGUACAGUAGUCACCAGGGUGCCGCAUUCGCAUUAGUAAAUGCAAAAUAGAUGUUUUAUAAAGGACAGACUUUGUGUUAUGUUUCUAUUUUCAUUACAUUGUAUAAUAAUGUAAGAUUAUUGUAUGUUCUAAUUUGCAUUAUAAAUUUUUUCCUACAUAAAGGCAUAAAUAUAGCAACAUUGUAUAAAGGUAGCUUAUUAGAUUUCAAUUUUCUUUUAUAAAAGUUUUCUACAGUGGGACUACCAUUGCCAAAUUGUAUAUGAGAUAUGAAUUUUCCCCUAUGGUUAAUUUCUUUUCUAAACAUUCCAUAUUUCUCUAAUGAAAGACAUGAUACUGUACUAUGCAUAAAUUGUGUUUUAAUGCUGUUUCAUAUCAGCAGGUUAAUUUUGCGUUGGCAAACGUAACCACUGUUAUUACAAUAAAACCUUGUGUGUGUAACGGCGUCGCUGGCCCUCUGGCCCUCUGUCCUUGUCCUUGCUCCCCCGUCAGUGCCAAUGUCAGACGUCCUGUAGCAUGGCAAUAAACAGACCUUUUACACUGA